CCCGGCGGAAGAAGCGAACUUCCGGGCUCGCGUUGUAGAUGACUCAAGGCCCAGGAGAUCGUAAUUUAUUUAAGGCUGUUAAAUAGGCCCUUUUACCCUUUCAGGAGGGCUUACUGAUACCUUCGUUUCUCAUUUCUUGGAGUAUCACGUGAAAACGGAGUCUUGAGUGUCUAACAUUGACUGUGGGGAGGCAUUUUUAUAGCUCAAGACGGGAACUGGCUUGGCGUGUGAAAACUUACUUAAAACGGGGAGGAGUUGAGUUCAGAACCAAAGGAAACUGCGUGAUGAGACAUGUUGGGAAACAGGCCUCAUGAAAACGGAUGUGUCGAGAGAUGACAAAGUCUCUUGGGACUUCAGUAACACGAUCUUUUUAGAAAACGAAUUUUAAGCUAAUUUCUUGUUACGGCUGUAAAGGCUAAUGCUUCCUUAGUUGGACUCAACGUUGUGGUCACAUAAGCCGUUUGAGAAUCUGGAAAGUUCCCGGGAAGAAGAUAGGAACAGCUUAUUGGGGCCCGGGCCCCACAUUCCCUGGGAAGGGUGCCUGGGUCUCUCAAUGAGAGUUCGUCAGUGAUGACAGUUACGGGGAAAAGCAAGCCAUCUUCAGAUUUCCUGCCUUUAAGUUCAGGAAGUGGUCGGCUAUUUCUGUAGUAACUAUAAACGAUCACUUUUUCUCCUGUGUUUAUUUGAAUUAAUGAAGUCACUUUACUUUUCUAGCUAAGACUUCUCUCAAACGUGUGUGCUGAGGAGACUCAGAUGUUGGCCUCAGCUCCUAGGCUGAACUCCGCAGAUUGGCCCAUGAGAACUUAUGCAUUGAGACAAAGGAGAGGAUCUGAGAGAAAGCAACAUCUAUUAUCCUGGGCUUGGCAACAAGGAAGAGGACAGGCAGUGGAAAUCCUGCAAUCUGAAAAGCAGACUGAAAGGUGACAAAGAAGCUGAAGAUGGGUGGUGGAGAGAGGUAUAACAUUCCAGCCCCUCAAUCUAGAAAUGUUAGUAAGAACCAACAACUUAAUAGACAGAAGACCAAGGAUCAAAAUUCCCAGAUGAAGAUGGUUCAUAAGAAAAAAGAAAGAGGACAUACUUAUAACACAUCAGCAGCUGCAUGGCAGGCCAUGCAAAAUGGGGGGAAGAACAAAAACUUUCCAAAUAAUCAAAAUUGGAACUCCAACUUAUCAAGUCCCAGCUUGCUUUUUAAGUCUCAAACGAAUCAGAACUAUGCUGGAGCCAAAUUUAGUGAGCCGCCAUCACCAAGUGUGCUUCCUAAGCCACCAAGCCACUGGGUUCCUGUUUCCUUUAAUCCUUCUGAUAAGGAAAUAAUGACAUUUCAACUUAAAACCUUACUUAAGGUACAGGUAUAAAAUAAGAUAAAGUACUAAUGUUUAAACUGAGUAAUAUUUAAGGGUAGUUGACAAUUGUUUCAUACCAAAUUCAAUACUCAGUAAUUAAUCUGUGUUAAACCCCGUUAAUUAUUGUAGAAAAUAGAGACUUCAUCUUGUUUUGUGUUGCUGUGCACUGUGAUGUAAUGGUAGUAUCAGUGCCACUUAAAAUAACUAAGUUACUGAUAAUUGUACUUAUAUCAAGUGUUCUCAAUUGAGUAACUUUUAAGCAAAACUACUCAAGAUUAGAUUUGGAGAAUGUUAAAGGAAUCAACUUUUUAAACUCUUGCUUGUUGGGGUAAAGUACUGAUUAAACGGAAUGGUGGUGAAUGUGGAAGGGGCAGUAGGAGCUAUUUGGAAUGAGACCGUAUCCUCCAUUGGCCCCAUUAUAUGCAGUGGAUAGCUGACUGCAACAAAUGUGCCCAAACCAUUUUUUAUAGAAAGUUAUUUGGUGGUCACAGAGUAACUUUUUUAAAAUAACAUUUUUGUAUUAUAGCACUGCAUAGGCUAUUCUGAUAGUGAUUGGCCUCAAAUCAUCCCUGCAAAGCUUGCUUAAAGUAGGGAGUUGUAUAAUGUGAAAGUACCUAGGAAAGAAAGAGCCAUGUAAAUACAUGUAAUAUACUUGUAGCAUAUGUAAAGUUUUACCAUUCAUCUUAACGAAAAUAAGAGUAUUUUUAGUAUUGAAUUCACUAAUGUAAGACCAUGGACUCUUUUUUACACUAUGGCCUAAUUUUAAAGGUCCAAAAUAAAGUUUGCCCUUGUGCUAAAGUGCCAGUGUAUGUAUAAUUGAUCUGGUUGUAAACUAUAUUUCAAAGUAAAUCAUAGUGUCACUGUUUUAUAUAACUGAAAAGGUUUUAAAGCUGCUAAAACACUUCCUAUUUGUAAAAGAUGUGAAAUGCAGUAUGAGACUAUUUUAAUUGUUGUUCUUUAAGCCCAAAGAUAAACUUGCUAAAUGUCUAUCCAACCUUAAAAAUUCAUAUUGGCUUUGAAUAUUUUUAACCUAUGAUACAAGUAUAUUUAAUCAUGCCAGUGUUUUGUCACCAUUAAGAGCAACCAGGGGACCACUUAUGCAAAACAUGACUUAUUGCAUAUCUUGAUAACAUGUUUGACCUACUUUAAAAAUAAAUGCUAAGGGUGUUAACCAAAUAGUAAAUUAAAAAUGUGUGAAGAUCAAUUAAAAUUCUGAUUGUAGCCCAGCUGGUGUGGGUCAGUGGUUGAGCAUUGACCCACAGACCAGGUGGUCACCAGUAAGAUUCUGGGUGAUCCCAGUGGAGAGUGGACAGGAGGUGGCCGAUCGAUGUUUCCCUCUCUAAAAUCAAUAAAAACAUUAAAAUAAUUUGAUUGUCAGUGCCCUACUUUCUAAUUUGGCAGUUUUUUGUUUUUUUUUUGAUAUUUUCAGGCAGAAUGACCAAGUUAUAUUUCUCCAAAUAAAUUAAAGUGAGCUAAUGUUGCCCAACUCAUAAUUAUAUCCUAAAGGCAAGUUUAUGUUGUACUUAAAUGUGCAUAUAUGAAUUUGAAACACAGAAUUAAAAAUAAAGCUGCUUUUUCUACCCA
Messenger RNA from Myotis brandtii (Brandt's bat), 2927 nucleotides. RefSeq names its product proline-rich nuclear receptor coactivator 2 (gene PNRC2). The coding region runs from base 939 to 1355 and encodes 138 amino acids. NCBI's taxonomy places the organism in Eukaryota, Metazoa, Chordata, Mammalia, Chiroptera, Vespertilionidae. The transcript is spliced from 2 exons. Gene Ontology annotation, cellular component: P-body; nucleus. The record is from RefSeq and is a predicted model, not a curated record. Gene Ontology annotation, biological process: nuclear-transcribed mRNA catabolic process, nonsense-mediated decay.